Dunckerocampus dactyliophorus (ringed pipefish) is the source of this 3921-nucleotide messenger RNA. RefSeq names its product suppressor of cytokine signaling 3b (gene socs3b). The coding region runs from base 2182 to 2826 and encodes 214 amino acids. The transcript is spliced from 3 exons. Gene Ontology annotation, cellular component: phosphatidylinositol 3-kinase complex. Gene Ontology annotation, biological process: phosphatidylinositol phosphate biosynthetic process; intracellular signal transduction. NCBI's taxonomy places the organism in Eukaryota, Metazoa, Chordata, Actinopteri, Syngnathiformes, Syngnathidae. The record is from RefSeq and is a predicted model, not a curated record. Gene Ontology annotation, molecular function: 1-phosphatidylinositol-3-kinase regulator activity.
GCAGAGCAUGCAUACCGAUGGUUAUCGAGGACAGGCAAAAUGAACUAGCCCCAUCGUUAACCUUUCCGAUAGUCUGCCGUUCUACGUCGUGUAAGGUAAAACUCCUGCUCCGGUGUAGCUGAAAUGACGACUCGUGUUCUUUCAUAACAAACUUCCGCAGUGACGUAUAGCAACGCGCUUCAUUUACGGGAAUACAUUCUCCAACUUUAGCCUUUUAAUUACUUUUCCUCUGAGCGUUUAAAGCUAAAAGCACAAUUUUGUGGCUCGCGAGUCGUCUGUCCCAUCGAUCUUGGCGGUAAACGCGUUAUUUAUAAAAAAUAGAAAACGUGCUAGCAUUCGGAGGCUACUGACUCUGUCAACGGGAUGCCUAUCUUAGAGGCAGACAGGUUGGAUUCCGUCCUCAGUUCAGUGUCUUAUUCGAACCGCGUCACUUACCCGCCUCCUUUGUCCCGCGCACGGAAGAGCCGGUCGGAUAUUCGCGUGAAAACCCCGGCCAAGGCCGGUGAGUACACGAAGUACACCAGCCUCCUCCACGACAUGGGGGCCGCCAUUGCUGAAGCAGAGUCCGUUUGAAAAAAACUUUAUUUACUCGAGGACGAGACACAGCGCUUGAGGUGGAAACCGACUGGAGUCCUGCAGCCUUGCAGUGAGUAUAACUUCUAACUGUACUUCGACUGGAACUAGUAUAACUUCUACAGGAUCUAGCUGUCAUCGUGCACACUGACGUGUACCUUAUGCAAAUGUCACACAAAUAUUGCUCAAAUACCAUACAAAUACACUUCAGGUACACUAAUAUACAAAUACAACGUAUGAACCUUCCAUGUAGCAUAUAAAAAAACGUAACCUUGCUUUUGAAAGGUUACACCUUUUUAUUAUCAAAGGUGUGACAUUUCCUGUCGUGCAGUAAAUUUAGUUUAUACAAGCUUUAUUUCCGACCAAACACUCAUUAAAUGUGUGUAACACCCACACAUAUAAUUUGUGGUCUUUGUACAGGUGUAAGGUGUAACUUGUGCAUUUGAUAAUAGAUGCACAUUGACAUCAACAAGAUGAAACAAUUGAUAGUAGAAAUGUUUUUGGACUCUUCGGGUACUUUACAGCACUCCAAUCCACAAUGAUAGAGUUUAAAUAAAUAGUAAAAGUGUAUGGUGUUAAAGGGUAUAUAGAAUAUUAUUUAUUAUGUACUCUAAUUAAUUCAGUAUUCAAGGAUUCAGUCAGUUACCUAUUAGAAUAUGGGAACACGUUAAACACAGGAAGCGAACAAACGAUCAGUAAAAAUAAGCUCCGCUUCUUCAGGCUCCUUUUCGGAAUUGUGCAAGCAUAAGGACGUGAUGUUCUUUAAUGUGAUCUUGUUAAGCUUGUUGGAAAUAAAUUCAACGGCUACCAUUAGCAAUUUGAAUGUGAUGAAAGCACACUUUAUGUAAAGAUGUAAGACAAUUAAUUUCAGCUACCCAACAUAGAACAUUUAUUGAAAAAAGCCUGCCUUUUUUCACACAAAAAAACAAUAUGUCAAACCUUUGACGUGUGUGCGCAUUACCAGGAAGUAGGCCUGCAGUGGUCACGUGACUAUUUCUUGGCAGUCUGCCCGAGCACACGUGCCCGUGCGCCAGCCCGUGCGCGCGCGCGGCCCCGUGCGAGUUUACUGGAAGGACUGAAGGGGGCGGGGCCUUACGAUCGGCUUUACUCACUGGAAACAACCUCCGGUAACCUUCCAACACACACACACACACACACACACGCACACGCACGCACGCACACGCAUACAUACGGUCCGGCUACCUCCACUUGCAGACGGCACAGCCGCCGAGCUCCUUCGGCCAGGAAGGCGACCUCACAGACUUUUUUUUUUUUUUGGUGGAGAAUACUUCGCCGAGGGGAUUUUAAUGCCUGAGCUAAUAAUCCUCCAUCUAGCACUACUCUCGGGUAGUUUGCCGAGCGUCUCUUUUCGUGGCGAGCUGCGGCGCGGGGCUGUGUCAAUCCGCAAGCUGUGUCUAGGUGCUCUCUCCCAGCCCCUCUCUGGAUGCAUCGGACUCCCCUGCCCCCGGGCCCUGGCCCCGGUGUGUGAGCCCGCCACCCACCCCUCGCUCCCCGUCGGUGUCCUGCACCUUUCCGCCAGUCCACCUUGGAGUGUCUGCUUCAGACCCCCUGCCUCCCCGGCAGGCGGAGGCGGGGGGCGGUGGCGUCAUGGUGGCCCCUCAUGGACGCGAGCCUCGCGCCAUGAGCGGUGCGACCCCCUCCGAGGGCAGGGUUCAGCGGUCCGACAUCACCCCGCAUCACUUCAAGCCUUUCAGUUCGCACGCACACUACCAGCAGGUGAUGCGUGCGUUGGGUAAGCUCCAGGAAAGUGGCUUCUACUGGGGCGCUGUGGGGGGGCGGGAGGCCAGCUCCCUGCUCCGCUCUGAGCCCCCUGGGACUUUUCUCAUCCGAGACUCCUCGGACAAUCACCACUUCUUCACGCUCUCCGUCCAGACGAGCCGCGGGACCAAGAACCUGCGCAUUCACAGCGAGGGGAGUGGCUUCUUCCUGCAGCCCGACUCCCAGUGCACCCAGGCACCCCCCCAGUUCGACUGUGUGCUCAAACUCAUUGCGCACUACAUGGGGAAGGGGCCGGAGGGCGGUGAACUGAAAGGCCACGGUGUUUACCUGAUCCACACUGGCGGGGAGCGGAUCCCCCUGGAGCUGCGGCGACCCCUCCUCAACUCUCUGUCGUCCCUGCAGCACAUGUGCAGGAGGACCCUGAACAAUCAAGGCCUGGGAGGGUCACAGCAGGUCCAGCAGCUCCCGCACACGCUCAGAGACUUCCUGGAGGAGUAUGACGCCCCCAUAUGACUGACAGGAAGAUUCCCAGGACGUGGACACUAUGGACCAGUUCUCAGUGGGAGACCCAGACUUGACCUCAGCCACCAGUGUGAGGUCAGUGUUUUUUGGGGGGGCUGGGAGGUCAAGUGACCUUCAGCUGAAGCCAGAGGUCAAGGGUCAACUCUCCUACGACUGACUCGGACGCAGACCAGAGCCUCGUAGAAGACGAAGCGACGACGUGCUUAGAGAUGAGGGGGCGGGGAGACUUCAAUGUCUACACCCGCCCCCCCACCCCGCCCCCCACUCCGCCCCCCGCUGGGCCGCUUCCGUCUUUCACACGGGACCAAAGCAAACAGCGCAAUAACGCUCCAUGAGGUGAUGAUGAUCAUGGGGGGUGGGGGUCUGGCCAGAAGAGCGGGAAAUGGGAUUAGGAAAAAGGACAUUAGAGGUGGGCGUGGUGCCGCCGCAAUGGGGCGGGGUCAGGAAAUGAUGGUCUGGCGUGCGCCGGAGCCAAAAUGCCGUGAAGUCUUAAUGUGGGGGUGUCCAAAGUGAGGCACAGGGGCUAUUUUUGGCCUGGAGCUCUUUUUUUUUUAAUUGGCAUAUUUUAAAAAUACAAUGAAUUAUUAAUGACAUAUAUUAUUAGAUAUGACACCACAUCACCUAGCUAAGAUGUGGAUACUGACGACAUUGGAUUGCUUUGAGCAUCUUUAAUGCACUAACUGUAUCAAAAUGCCCCACCCCCAAAUUAUUUUUUACUGGUUCUCAUCUCAAAUGCUGUUAAAUGAAAAUGUACGUAGCUCCCAAUUUUCGCUCCGGAUGAGAUACAUUCAUUUCAUUGCACGACACUGCUAAGUCUCACACACACAAACACGUGUACACACACAUACAUACAUACGCAUUGGUUUAUUAAUACGCCAAGUUCGGAGUUGAGACGCCAUAUGAAGUAUUAAGAGGCGAGUACAUGAAUCAGCGUGGCGGCACUCAUACAUUUCAAUAAUUUUACCGCUCAAAAAAAACCCAAACUAGACCUUCAGUGUUAAUCGCCGCAUUUCAAAUCAGUUUAUUUGGUAAGAUUUAAAAAAAAAAAAAAAAAAAAAGACGACACAGGUUGUACGUCCCAUGUUA